Molecule: messenger RNA, 2987 nt
Organism: Dromaius novaehollandiae (emu)
Lineage: Eukaryota; Metazoa; Chordata; Aves; Casuariiformes; Dromaiidae
Gene: SRSF6
Product: serine and arginine rich splicing factor 6
Exons: 6
Coding region: 171-1217 (348 amino acids)
Cellular component (GO): cytoplasm; nucleus
Molecular function (GO): mRNA binding
Source: RefSeq, a predicted model, not a curated record
AAAAAGCCGCGCGGGCAGCGGGCGCCAUUGUGCUGCGGAGCAGGCCGCGGCUUUGGCGCUGUGUGGGUCUUAUAGCACCGGCCUCCGCGCCCCUCGCGCCGCUCCCUAUCUUUCUUCCUCUCUUUUUCUUUUCCUUUCCCUCCCCUUUCCCUUCCCUCCCCCCUCCGGACAUGCCGCGCGUGUACAUCGGCCGCCUGAGCUACCACGUCCGGGAGAAGGACAUCCAGCGCUUCUUCAGCGGCUAUGGCCGCCUGCUCGAGGUCGACCUCAAAAACGGUUACGGCUUCGUGGAGUUCGAGGACUCCCGAGACGCCGAUGAUGCCGUUUACGAACUGAACGGCAAGGAUCUGUGUGGGGAGCGGGUGAUCGUGGAACACGCCCGCGGCCCCCGCCGCGACAGGGACGGAUACAGCUACAGUAGUCGCAGUGGGGGUGGUGGCGGAUAUAGCAGUCGGAGACAAUCUGGAAGAGAUAAAUAUGGACCGCCUGUUCGUACAGAGUACAGACUGAUUGUUGAAAACCUUUCCAGUCGCUGUAGUUGGCAGGAUUUAAAAGAUUUCAUGAGACAAGCUGGUGAGGUAACCUAUGCAGAUGCUCACAAAGAACGUACAAAUGAAGGAGUAAUUGAGUUCCGAUCUUACUCGGACAUGAAGCGUGCCCUGGACAAACUGGAUGGCACAGAGAUAAAUGGAAGGAAGAUCAGGCUGGUUGAAGACAAGCCACGAUCAAGCCAUAGGCGAUCUUACUCUGGCAGCAGGUCCAGGUCACGAUCUAGAAGGCGGUCCAGAAGCAGAAGUCGUAGGAGUAGGAGCAGCCGCAGCAGGUCCCGUAGUGUCUCCAAAAGCCGUUCGCGAUCUAAAUCCAGGUCACGAAGCAAAGACCGCUCACGUUCCAGAUCUAAAAGCAGGAAGUCUAGAUCAAAGAGCAAAUCGAAACCCAAGUCUGACAGGGGUUCACGCUCCCACAGCAGAUCCAAGGAGAAGUCUGAGAAGUCUCGGUCCAGGUCCAGGUCCAGGUCUCGAUCUCCCAAAGAAAAUGGUAAAGGAGAUGCUAAAUCUAAAUCCAGGUCAAGGAGUAGGUCUCAUUCCAAUUCUCCACAGCAGCAGCCAUCUGCCAAGGCUCGUUCAGAGUCACCGCCCAAAAGAGCUGCAUCGAGGUCCCGCUCCAGAUCUCGUUCAAAAUCUCGCUCACGAUCAAGAUCUAGUUCAAGAGAUUAAGACUAGAACUCUCCUCUUAUGUUGCACACUAUUACGGAACAUUUUCCUACUUGUCAGGCCAUUAGUGUUAUGUUAGUACUUCAGAAGUUGGUUUCUUCUCUUGCAGAGUGAAUGGCCUAAGAACUAAGUAAUGAGGCAUAAAGGUUUGAUUUGUAUCCCAAAUUUGAACAGAUGAGGUUGUAUGGAAAUGGUGGUACAAAGCAGAAAAAGCCCCCUUUUGUAGAAAUUCAGCCAAGUUUGAUUUUAUAGCAUUUCAGCAGGAGUAACUUAACUACUCUUCAGUGCAAAGUGGUUUUUAUAUUAAAAAUAAACUGAAUAUAAGAGGCUUAAAUCUGGGCUUUUUUGGAAGUAUCAUUUUUCCUAUUUUUUUCAUGAUUUUAGAACUAUGGGUAUCAUUAGCUUAGUAGGUUACAGCUUGCUACCAAAGGCAGGAUUGCCUUGCUGGACAGGUCAGAUAAUUCUCUGGUUUAUCUUAAUUUGUGAUAGCAGGCUGCAAACUAUAUAAAUGUGUAACAAAACUAGGCAGAUUUUAGACCAGCAAUAAACUCCAGUUGGAGCACUUGUGCUGUUUCUUAACUCAACUUGCCAAAAGAACAUUCCCCCAUACUGUGACUGUAUUAAAGGUAAUAAAGGUACUCUGUAGCCUGUGUCAUGCAGUAUUGCUGAAAAUCAUAGGUUUCAAAGUUGAAAGAAUGAAAGCUUUGUGACAUUUUUGUUUGAAUAUCAAGUGACACUCUGUCAGACACUAACGUGUCUCUUGGAUGUGGUCCAAGUCACUAGUAUCUUGUAUGGUUUGUCAGCCUCUAAAUAUCUAUUGGAUAUGAAAACUAAGUAGAACUGUCUUCCCUCCCCUUUGAAUCAUUUAUGUUAACAUCAUUUUGCUUCAGAAUAGGAGAACUACAAUCCUAUUGUGUGUGAAUUUGAACUUUAUUGGAAAUGUAAUCUAUUGGAGCUAGAGUUCUAGUCUUAACAAAGGCUUUGCUAAACCGCAGUUGCCAACUCACUUGAAUUGUGGAAUAGAAUACAUCCCCAAAAUUCCCCUUUAUAGCUAAAUUGAUUUUUGUAACAUGCAAUAGCAAACAUUAGAACUGCCUUGUACUCUUUAUACAAUGUGUAGUUUGACUUGUAUAAAAUUAAAUCAGUGACUCGAACUCUUGUGUUUAUUGCAGUGUAAUGGGAUUCCUUUUUUGCCUCUCAUGCUGGGGAUUCACAGUUGGUUCAUGAUCUAAACACUUAUCUAGAAAAGAUAAUCUUGGGCUUUUACCAUGUCUUGAUCAUAUUCAGAAAGCUUGAGCUUUUGACUGUUUCAUACUAGUAGCCAUGCUUGUACAAGAAGAAAUCUAAAGAUAAGUAAAGAUUUUAUUUUGCCUGACUUGAAAGCAUUCAUUAUGAAACCUGAAAAUGAAUGAUUUCAUGGCUUGAUAUGUUGGCAAAAAGAUCGAGUUAACUUGUUUCUUUUAUAUUGUAUGCUUUCCAUGCUGUUUUUAUCCCAAGUGUUGAAAAACUUCCCCUAUAUUUGAGCUGCUGAGUCUAGCUUCCACAUGACUGUUCAUAGAACCAUAUUCUGCCACAUAUCCUAGAAUAAUUAAUUCCACACUUCUGCGAGUGCAUUUAGUAUUGAAGUUUUAUGCUCUGCACAUGGAAUGACAGGUGACUCAUCUGUUCAGUUAAUUUGGGAUAGACUAAGCUUAAAAGAAGUGGCUGCGGUUUUGUCUUUCUAGUUAAGGUAUAUUUUUAACAUAAUAAAACUGUUAAAUGCUGUGUUUCUGA